Molecule: messenger RNA, 1785 nt
Organism: Volvox carteri f. nagariensis
Lineage: Eukaryota; Viridiplantae; Chlorophyta; Chlorophyceae; Chlamydomonadales; Volvocaceae
Exons: 12
Coding region: 1-1323 (440 amino acids)
Biological process (GO): intracellular iron ion homeostasis; transmembrane transport
Cellular component (GO): mitochondrial inner membrane
Molecular function (GO): ABC-type transporter activity; ATP binding
Source: RefSeq, a predicted model, not a curated record
AUGACCCGGACGAAAUCCCUCAUCCGGUUACCUGGUUAUGGUGGAAUUCUUCACCACUACCUGCGAUGGGGCUACGUCAUAGCCGUCAAGUGUAUGCAUGGCGCCUAUCAAGCUGUGGCGGCCAAGUUUCCCGCGGUCCCGGUGCUUCCGAACCCCCCCGAAAGCGGAAGCCUGCAAGACGUCGUGCCGUACCUGCUGCGGCUGGCCCUCCAGGAGCGGCACCUGGCCUGGCGGCUGGCGGCUGCCGUGUGCUGUAUGGUGGUGGCCAAACUGGCCGGUAUCUCCUUGCCCCUGGUAUUCAAGAGCGCUGUGGAUGCGAUGUCGGUCUCUGGUGGGUCCGCGGCGGUCAUGGACCGGGCGGCACUUACGGCGGUGUCGUCGUCCCGGGCUAUGCACAUCACCCGGGCCCCCAUAUUCGCGCCGGUCAGUCAGGCGGUCACCCGCCGAGUGGCGUACCACACAUUUGCACACGUGCUUAAUUUGGACACCAAGUUUCAUAUUGACCGCCGUACGGGACGAGUGUCCAGAAUCUUGGAGAGGGGCACCCGGUCCAUCGGCGUGCUGUACCGCGCCCUCAUCUUCACCUUCCUGCCCACGGGGUUGGAGCUGGGGGCGGUGGCGGGGCUCCUGGCCUCGCGCUUCGGAGCGCUGCUGGCGGGGCUGCUGGCGGCCACCUUCGCCGCGUACGUCACCUGGACGGAGGUCAACCACCUGGACAACCAGGCCAGCAGUAAGGCGGUGGAUGCACUGCUCAACUUUGAAACAGUGACGCUCUUCAACAAUCAGCGACUUGAGGACACGGCCUUGUACUACGACAGCAUCCGGGAGAAUAUUCGCUACGGCCGCCCGGACGCCCAUGAUGAGGAGGUGGAGGCGGCGGCCCGCAUGGCCCGAUUGCACGACACCGUCAUGGCGCUGCCGGACCAGUACGACACUGUGUCUAUAUCCCUGGCAUCAGCUUCACUCGUUCGUGGUCGGUCCGCGCUGUUCGUGGCCCACCGUCUGAGUACGGUUCGUAACUGCGACCGCAUUGUCGUACUUCGCAACGGACUCGUGGUGGAGGAAGGCAGUCACGACGAGCUCAUGGCCAGGAGGGGUGAGUAUGCGGCCAUGUGGCAGCUCCAAGCGGCGGCGGCCAAACAGGAGGACGGGGAGAAGGACGAGGGGGGCGCCACCGACAGCGACAAUGAGAUGUACGACAUGGAGGAGGGAGGGGAGACCUUGCGGGAGGCUGAUCAGGGUAUGGUAGGCCCGGGGGCCGCUGCGGCGGCACCGCCGUACAGUUUGGAUGACCUUGAUGCCGGCACGGGUAGUGGGCGGUAGGGAGCACCAUGAAGACCUGUGACAACACUUUAAAUUGUCAGCCGUUGUUAGUUUGAGGAGUUGUUAUUCUGUGGCGCUUUGCUGCUAAGAACGGCGUUUUGCCUACGCGUGGCGUGAAUGUACAUGUGUAAAUGUGAACGAGCGUUUUCGGAGGUCGUCAUCAUCCCCAGUGGUUUGAGUGAUCUAGAGACCGAGAGACGAAGCGAGUGGAGUGAGAGGCGAAGAAUUAUCCCCCACAUGUCUUGUUUGAUUCAGUUUGAUCUUUUAGGGACCACCUUUUCUCUUAAAGGAGGUGCCGCAGCGAUUUCGUUCUUCCAUCCUUAGUUGGUGACCAUGAGUUGUUGGUUAGUUGGCGUUCCGGUUGGUGUUCCGUUUGUGGCAACCGGGGUGGGUUGCGAAUUGUCGACGACGGUGUUUAGCGGCAGUCGCACCUCCUUUGGAGGUUGUUACUCUUUUGGCCUC